GGACUCCAUUUGUCCUUGUUUUGUGAAGCGAAGGCACCCAAACGCACGAAAAGACAGACUAAAGCAAGGAAACAGCAAGGAAACGUCAGAGGGUUACCAUCCCAGCCCAUCAAGUUAACAAACCCCCCAGCACCUCACGAAUUAAUCACAAUGAGCGCUGAAGCUUCCAGCGCCUCAAACGUGGUCCGUGGAACCGUGCCGUCGGCAGACUCGCCUUCAAAAUCCCACACUAGCAGCCAUGAACAGCCUCAUAGUGGCCCAGGUGGCCUCUUGACAAUCCAUCAUGAGGGGGAAUCUGGCCGAAGCGGCAUCCAAUUCUGGUCUUUUAUGCGCAUCUUAUGGCGGUCUUCAUCCCAAGUCUCCAUGGCUGUCAACGUCCUGUGGCCUUUUGUUCCAGUUGCCAUAAUUCUCCAUUACCUGCCUGGCCACCACUCUGCUACGCUCAACAAAUGGAUCUUCGCAACAAGCUACAUUGGCAUGGUCCCUGCAGCAAACCUCUUGGGCUUCGCCGGCCAAGAGCUGGCGCGGAAGAUGCCAAAAGUCGCGGGAAUCCUGAUUGAGACGGCGUUGGGCAGUAUCGUCGAGAUUGUCCUGUUCAUCAUUCUGAUCGCAAAACACAAGAAUCCCGAAGGAGAUGGCGACGACAGCUCCGCGGAAGAAGGCAAUUUGAUACCCGUCAUCCAGGCCGCAAUCCUCGGCUCCAUCCUUACAAACCUGCUUCUCUGUCUGGGACUGUGCUUCUUCUUUGGCGGCCUCCGUCGACAGACACAGACCUUCCAUGCCGUCGUCUCUGAAGUCGGGUCCGGCCUGCUUCUCGUUGCUGGAUUCGGCCUUUUGAUUCCGAGCGCGUUCUACUCUGCUCUAAAAGGAGAGACACGGUCCCACAGUGGCUUCACGGAACACAAGUUGCAAUACGAUGUGCUGAAAAUGAGCCAAGCCACCAGCAUCAUCCUGAUGAUUGCGUUUGCUGUCUACAUUGUCUUCAACGCACGCAGCCAACACAGCAUCUUCGACGAGAUACUCGAGGCAGACGAGAUUAAUGAUGCAGACCGGGCCCAUGACAUGGCAAAGGAAAAGCUGACAUUUACCGAAUGCAUCGUCGCCAUAGUAGCGUCUCUGGCCUUCAUUACGCUCCUUGCCGUCUUCCUGGUCGAGCAGAUCGAAACCAUUGUGCACGCUGGUGUGCCUGAUCAAUUCCUCGGCCUGAUACUGCUUCCACUGGUUGAAAAAGCGGCUGAGCAUCUGACUGCAAUCGAUGAAGCUUGGGACGGGCAGAUGAAUUUUGCCUUGUACCACUGUCUCGGUCCGAGCAUUCAGACGGCGCUGUUCAACGGGCCGCUUGUUGUCAUCGUUGGUUGGGCCCUAGGGAAACCAAUGGAUCUGAACUUCGAGAUCUUCAUGAUUGCUCUGCUCGUGCUGUCAAUUUUGGUGGUGGGGAAUUUCCUCAGGGACAAAGAAAGUAACUAUCUUGAGGGGACGUUGUUGGUGAUUGUGUACCUCAUCAUCGCUAUUGCGGCGUGGUAUUAUCCGGACCCGGAUGUGGCAACCUCAAACGAGUUCGAUGGUCCUUGGCUCGCCGCUGGCGUUCCGCCAAAAGCAACUUGGACGGCUCCUUUGCAGUUCAGAACACAAGGGACGAUGCUCUGAAGGAUUUCCUCCCCUCGGAGGACUUGGCCACAAGGAGCUUAACGGUUUUCGCUGACGAAGACAUGGGCAAUAUGGUUUGAGAAAAGCUCAGUCUCAAGUUCAAAGGAAAUGACAAGUGCUCCACUGGAAAAACGGAAAUGGGUUUUAUUGAGGUCUAACCUCAGGUGCAAGCAUCGAUGGUCACCACUUGGAUCUGCGUCUUUGCCCAGUCGGAAGGCUGCCACGCUCAGCCCCGCCUUAGUGUGAUUUGUGCCCUCGACAUAUCAAUCUGAUCUGGCAUACCCUUCCAUCCACAAUAGCUCGACUGUGCUCAUGCACACUGUCACUU
This is a messenger RNA of Cladophialophora immunda, 1975 nucleotides long. Its product is annotated as calcium/proton exchanger. The coding region runs from base 151 to 1647 and encodes 498 amino acids. Gene Ontology annotation, biological process: calcium ion transmembrane transport; intracellular calcium ion homeostasis. Gene Ontology annotation, cellular component: fungal-type vacuole membrane. Gene Ontology annotation, molecular function: calcium:proton antiporter activity. Lineage: Eukaryota; Fungi; Ascomycota; Eurotiomycetes; Chaetothyriales; Herpotrichiellaceae. The record is from RefSeq and is a predicted model, not a curated record. The transcript is spliced from 3 exons.